Messenger RNA from Linderina pennispora, 309 nucleotides. RefSeq lists its product as uncharacterized. The transcript has a single exon. The record is from RefSeq and is a predicted model, not a curated record. NCBI's taxonomy places the organism in Eukaryota, Fungi, Kickxellomycota, Kickxellomycetes, Kickxellales, Kickxellaceae. Bases 1 to 309 code for a protein of 102 amino acids.
AUGGCGAGCGGCGGCCUCACGAGCCUGCCGCUCAGCCUCCUCGGCAGCCUUCUUUGCACGGAUCUUCUUGCACUCGUCGCAGAUGCAGGUCUCGACUUUGUGAGGGACAGUGAUGAUGGUGGAGGUGUAUGUCCCGUCAGUCAUGUUGAAGUGGACCGGGUGGCUAAGGUCGUUGUCGAAGGUAAUGUAAGGCAUUUUUGGGUAUUUGGCUUGGUAGUUGUGGACUGGGUCAAGUGGAGGAAAGGAUUUGGUGAUGAGAUAAAGAGAAAAGGGUCUGCUUGGCGGAUCGGACUUGAGCCUUUUAAAUGA